Messenger RNA from Medioppia subpectinata, 855 nucleotides. The record is from the annotation of a GenBank genome assembly. Lineage: Eukaryota; Metazoa; Arthropoda; Arachnida; Sarcoptiformes; Oppiidae.
AUGAAUGAAUCAAAUGAAGACUCGGAUCAGAAUUAUAGCGAAGACAUGAGUGAAGAAUCAGAUGAUAGUUAUGUCAAAACGAAGAGAAGGAAAAGCAAUAAAACACAAGAAGUGGUGACUAAAGCGGAUUCAGUGGAAGCGAUGACACGAAAACCUAAUAUAAAUACUAAGAAAUGCUUUGAUAUGAAGACAAAGACAUACAUUUGUCCUAUCAAUGAGUGCCACAAGAGUUGCGAAACAAUUACACAGUUUUACAGACAUUUACAAUCAUAUCUUAAGACACACUCCAAGACUCACAUAAACUUUAAAUGCCAUUAUAAUGGCUGUGAAUACGAAACGCAUACAAAAGCACUUUUUACCGAACAUUUAGCCAUUCAUUCAGCGGACAAACCAUUGUUUAGAUGCGAUGUCAUUGACUGCGGGAAGACAUUGAAGUCAUCGUUCGGUUAUAAACUCCAUUCGCUGAGACAUCAAAACAAACCGACUCUCAAGUGUGGUAUCAAUGGAUGUAAUGAUAUGUUUCUAUAUAGUUGCCAACGACGCAGACAUCAAACCCGUGUUCACAAUCGGGCGCCUUUGGUGCCCAAAAAACACAAAUACGGCUGCGAUUGGCCGGGAUGUGAGUGGACGGGCCUUCACGUCAAUGAUCACAAGCGUACCCAUACGGGCGAUAAGCCGUUCCAGUGUUUAUGGCCAGAGUGUGGCAAACGGUUCCGAAUGAAUAUCCAGUUGAAAGCACACAUGAAUAUUCACAAUAACGUUAAGCCGUAUGCGUGUCAUUGGCCCGGAUGUCAGUUUAGGUCCGCUAGUAAUGCAAAUUUUCACAAACAUGUGCAAAAUAUCCACAAAAAGUGA